GCCGUGAAGUGGCCGGCGCCUGCGCACACACAGCGUUGUGGCGGCGGUGGUGGCGGUGAGAAGGCGAGACAAGAACAAGCGCCUGUGUGUCGUGUAGGGGGGGGCCGUUAAGCGAGUGGCCUGCCAUAGUGUGUAGACAAAUCUUCAACCUUCGCUCAUCUCGAUCUUGAAGAAAGUGGGACACACACACACUCACGCAAGUUGAGCUUCGUGCACAGCAAGCGGCGCUCGACCAACACGAGUUGUUGGGGGGAGGGACGCAGGCGAGUAGACAACAAGUCACCUUCUCCUCCUAACCCGGGGCUUCAGGCAAAAUCAGCGCAAGACACCGCGAGACAAGAGAGAGAGAAGGAUGUUUAAUUUUGCGAUUUAUUUGCGGAAUCUGUGGAUAGCCGAGGGCCGAGUGCGGGGCGGCAGUGGAGGCGAGGGCUGCGAAGUGCAGGCCGGUGCAAGGAGGGGGUGGCCGUGUUGACCGCCAGGCCAAGUGGUGGUGGAGGGGGGUGUGUGUUUGGAGUGUGUCGUGCGGCGCUCAAAAACUUGGCCAGCGCGCCCAGCACCUUUCUCUCAGCUGACUUUGUACUCGGCGCGAGCCCGCGUGUGUGCAGCUUGCCUUGCGUUGGACCCAGUGGGUAACGAUCGUGUUGUGUGUCGAUGCUCGGCACGAGAAGUACACGUGUAGCCUCGCGCUGAACUCCGCCCGGGGGCCCAGCCACUAAGCGGCGCACGGCGAACAUGUGAGUAGACGAGGGGGCCGGCCAGAGAGUGGACAACAGCCACACCACCAUGCCAUUGUCGUGUCGGGCCGCAGUGGCCGCCGGCCCUGUGUCGUCGACGUGCAGCCCGCCAGAGGAGGAAGAGCUUUGCACCACCACGGCGGCCGCUACAGGAUAACUCUUGUCAUCUGGGCAAGCUGUGCACGGUGUUCUCCCUUGGGACCGCUCGACGUCGACUCCAGUUGCUACUUGAACAACAACAACGAAAAGUUCAGGGCAGAGUUCACGCUUUGUGGAUAGUUUUUGUUUUGUUUGUUUUUUUUGUUGAGAAAGCGAAACGAGGUGUAAGUGGAUGCGCCAUCGAGAGCUUGCAGUGUUUCGUGCAAACUGAGGUUUCCCAAAGUUGGAGUUGGACCGUCAAGUGGUCCGAGAGACAAUCGCUCUCGAUGCCAGACUUGGGCGAGCUGGGCCUGAGAGCGAAGGCCGCGACACCAGACGGAGGUGGCAGCGCCCCGAGGGCAGUUGGGCGACUCGUAGCAUGGGGGAUUUUCUGGCCCCCAAACGCCGAGACGUGGUCGACAGACUUCGCCGACGCAUAGAGCAGUAUCGAUGCCACCACCUGCAGGCGGGUCGGCGCUUUGACUCCAGUCGCCUGGGACUGUUCGAGCAGCAGAGACAGGACAGUCAGCACCUGCACCAGCGGUGGCUGGAGAACAAGGCCAAGAAAGCCGCCAAGCAUUCUAAGGUCAAGGACACCUCUGGGACAGGAGCAGCCGCCUCCAGCUCCCAGACAGAACAUCGCAACCUGGUCACGAAACUGAAGCGUAAAAUCGACUCGAGCCACGCCGACAACUCAGCAGCAGCGGCGGAGGCUUUCCAGUUCGACGACAACAGCGACCAGCAGCCUGCGACCAAUGUGGGCGGCAGUCAGGCCAACAAGAGUUCCAGCCACACCAACACCAACGUCAGCAGCAGCACCACCAGCGUGGGAGUAAGCAGCGCUGCGGGGCAAGAGGGCGCCACCUUGCCUCACCUGUCCGUACAGAUCGUGCAGCAGAUCAGCCAGAGCCCGCAGACCAUCCACACCAACGUAACCGUCAGCUCCACCCUGCAGACUCGCUACCCGGGUUCCGCCUCGCCGUCACCCAACGUCAACGUCCACACCUCAACGUCGUCACAGCACACGCACGCCAACAACUCCGGCAGUGGCAGCCAUCUUGGGGCCAGCGGCUGCGGUACAAACGCUGUUUCCAAAGCCGGCGGAAGCACCGCCAAUCCAGGUGGCAGUGGUGCUGGUGGUGGAGGUGCUGGUGGUGGUGUUGGCGGUGCGCCUGGCAGCGAGACGAGCGUGCUGACCAGCAUCGAGUGCAAGCAGGAGCCGCUGGACGAUAUCCACUGUCACGUGUCCGCCGACAGCAGCGCCGGGUGCGUACCGGACCUGGGCAUCGACGAGCUGACGGACAUUCUGGACAGCAUCGAGAAGGACACCCUGAUCAAGGAGCUGGAUAACUUCAACGCCAUUUAUAACAAGGUGCAGCGCGACUCGGAGAGCAAUGCCGAGUCCUCCUCCAUCUUUUCCUCACUAGGCAGCUGCAGCUCGCCAGGACUCUGUAAGGCGGCAGCACCCUUCACGGAUCCUUCGCAGGUCGGUAUUCAGCCGCACGUGAGUCUGUCGGGGGGACCUCCGCCCGCUCUCACCCCCACCAUGUUCGAAGCGGCACAUCCGCUGGGGGGCCUGGGCGCCAACACGACAGGUCUGCCCAUCCGACCUCCGCCCUCACUGGUGGAGCCGACAGGCCCAGCUGCCGAGACGCUCAAACAGAUGGCAGCACAGCACCAGCACCAGACCUCUGCGGCAACGCCCUUUUCCUCCAAAUCCCUCGAGCACUCGGCAUUCCCAGACCCUUACGAGGCCUGUGGCUUUGGCCGCAGGAAUGGCUAUCCUGCAGCUUAUCAGAACCAAACUUUUUCGCCGGUGGGUGCUGCUACGGGUGGUGCUGGAUAUGCAGGGUACGGACAGAGUAGCGGGUACGAGAGCCCGACUCCCAUGGCACAGUACACCGGAGGCAAACGGGAGUUGAAUCCGCUAGCUUACGGCGGCACCAAGCCACUAACGCACUAUCCAACUGAACACGGGGGACCGGGAAACCAUGGCGGCAGCCCGCAACCCCCAGCUCGCUGCAGCAGCUUCAGAACCAGGUGGCCAGCCACUUCAGUCCCAUGCACAUCACGCAGACGCAGCACGUGCAGUUGUCGCAAGGGACAAGCCGCUUUCAGCUGUCCCAAACACAGCAAGUGCAGAUGGCGGCUGCGGCUCAGCAACAACAGCAACAGCAACAGCAGCAGCCAGGAGGGCCCACAGCUCUGUCCUUAUCGCAGCAGCAAUCCUUCUCCAUGGGACCGCACAUGCAGCGAGGGCAGGGUCAAGCAGGUCAAAGUCAGCCGCCUGCAGGCAUGGGGAUGCCGCCCUCCCACGAAGUGCAGUUUCUGCAGGACAAAAUGCGACGAGAACAACAGCAGUAUCUCAAUCGCCCGCCACCCGAGUAUAAAAUGCACCCGGGGGUGCGUCCACCGGGACCUGCAUACCCAGGAAGUGCUGGUGGAGGAGGGUCAGGGGGUUCCAGCACCCCACUGCAGACGAUGCAGAACAUGGUCAAUCAGACUCCCCUUACGCCAACGUCAAGGGAGAGGUGAGCGCCCCUGGCGGGGUCAUGACGCAGCUGUCCGCCGUCCAGUCUCUGGCCACGUCUGGCAACAGCGGCGGCUCGCAGCACAUGGCGCAGGGCUCGCAGAACAUGGCUGUAGCCUACCACCAGCAGCAACAGCGACCGCCGUCGUACUCGCCUCACGCUAAUGUCACAACACCUAACGGCGUCAACUCCACCACCAACGUGGCCAACAACGUUGUCACAAACGCCGCAGGCAGCAACAACGGCAGCAGCCACCUACCCACCUCCACUGCCGUGUCGCAGGUCACCAGCGGCUACACCAGCGCGCUCUUGCGGAACCAGCGGCCGCCCAACGUCAACGUGGGUCCCUGAGGGCCUCAACAUUUCACAGCCGCGCACUCACCCGGGCCACCCGGGACACAUGGGGCAUCCCCACCCGCAUUCUCACCUGCACGCUGAGUCGUGGCCGCGCGUGCUGCAGGACCACUCGGUGCAGAGUCACGUUCAGACGCACGCCGGGGCGGUCAACCGGGGAGGUGGCGCCACCUCCACCCUGGGUACCAGUCCAGUCGCCACGGUGGGCGGUAAUAACCUGCUGUCCGCAGCGUACGGCGCUCGUCCAGGCUCAGCGGGCUCUGUGGCAGGCUCAGUGGCCGGCUCAGUAGCGGGCAUUGCCAACGCCGGACCUAUGGUGGGCGCCCCUGGAAAUCAUGCAAUGAUGGGAGGGGUAGGCGUGGGGGGCACGCAGGUCAUGAUGCAGCAAAGUGUGCAGAUGUCUCAGCGCGGCGUCCCCAUGCGGCCGGGCUCUGGUGUGGCGAUGGGUCCUCCUCCACAGCAAGCGAUGCCCCUCACUCGGGGGGCUACGGCAUGCUAGGGCCGGCACUCUACAGGGACAAGGUGGCGCCACGCAUGCUCAGCAGUACGGGGCGGGGUCGCCACAGGAUGACUUUUUGCCCUUCUUUGACUCGGCGCAACCUGCAGGAUAUGACCCCUACGACCCCAUGGCGCACGGGUCCAGCUCUUCCGACUUCAGCCUGUUUGACGAGAUCCUGAGUGGAGGCAAGUGACGGAGACUGUCGUCUGUGUGUACCCCGGUUCGUGCUUUCAUGCACCCACACGCUCGGCACCCAGUGUUGGGAGGCUGCGUUGUGGUUCAGAAAUCGCACUGUGAGCUACCCGCCCCUCCCAGUCCCUUACACGCGACUGCCCACGCUAGUAAUCGGCUGAUGUGUGUUUCUUCCGGGUGUAGAGACUCACUAGCAGCACCCAGCCACCCGGGGUGUACAGCAUGAGACUCACUAGCAGCACCCAGCCACCCGGGGUGUACAGCAUGAGACUCACUAGCAGCACCCAGCCACACGGCUGUUGUAGUUGUUGCCUGCCUCCCGCCCACCAUCUGCGAGAAGACGGGGGGAGGCGCCACACUGGACGCAAACCACAGCCAGCAUGGCAGGAGUCCUCGCCCCGGGCGCCUCGUACUCACGACUCACUGAGCUUGAACUCAGCGACUAGAGAACACUGAGGUGGACAGGUAGUCAGUGUAGGUGUGCUGUCAGGUGUGACGGUGAGUAGGCACAGAUGUGACACGUCACGUGUCAGGUGGUGGGUCCACUACCGGGAGGUGUGCAGUAGAGGGGACAGCGUGACACCUGCGUCUGUGCUAGUAGUGUCACAGUCACACAGCUGUAGCGUCUGCAACUGUGACAUGCUACAACUAGUGCGUGACUUGCUAGCUGUCACUCCGCUGUCUGUGCCAUGUGCUGCUGCAGUGUCCGUGACAGUAUCCAUGUGUCACACGAGUGUCUGUUAACAGUCAUCCAUUGACCACCAUCGCCGUGGCCACACAUCGUUGCUGUCGUUUUGAAGAUGCAGGAGAUGAGUGCACAGUUGGUGAGCACUGGAGGUGACGAUGACUGUGUACCGGCGUCGCUCGUGUUUUGCAGUCAGGCUGCAGUUUCCGGUCUUCCUACGCCAUUGAACUUUGAACUUUCUUGUUGCUCUGGGACUGGCAGACGACCCUGUCAGCAGUUCCUAGAGAGAGUGUAAGGUGGUGGGGAGGGGAGGGGAGAGGCUGGCUGUUACAACGCAGGGUAAAGGGGACUUAACUCACGCAACGCAGAAUGUGAAUGUGUGUGCGUACGUGUGUGUGUGUGUGUGCACGCGAGUGUGUGCGGUGGAGGGGAGGGUGUCUUAAUUCAUCCAAAGUUCUUCCAUUUCUGGGGCCACAUCAGGGCGUGCCGAGCACUACUCAGCUUCCACCUGCUCACCACCGCCAGCGUACACCGGGUGACCACACAGUUGUCUGCCCAACGUCGGACAGGUUCGCCACCCGAGCGUCACAAGCACUUCAACAACAGCUUUUCUACCUCCAUUCUGACCAACAGCUGGGGGGUGCGGGGGUCCGCUUCUCUGGUGGGGGAGGGGCUAACUGUGACGCCACCCAAGACCACAGCAUCGUGCGCCCAGAGGGAGGGUGUCCACGUCACAGGUCAAGCUGUCGCCGUGCUGUCGUCUCGCCAAGCAGCAAGUUCAAAGGGCGUGUGUCCGCUGGGUGCUUGUGUACCGACAGCAGUGGGCAGUGGUCACCAGGAGAGUGUGCUGGUACAUUCUGUACAUAUAUCCUGUCCAGUGGGACUCUAGUACUGUUAUUACAUGUCUGUACAGUUGUAGCGCCGGACCCUGACAGUGGACGUUGGCACUGACACAAGUGCUGACAUGUCAGUGUCGCUUGAGUUGAUGAAGGCAAGUCCUCUGGGACCUUGGUACGAAAUGUAGAUGUGGUUCACUUGCUGGUUCUGUGUGCUGCAAAUAUAUUGCAGACUGCUUGUGUGUCUGUCUCUCCACCGUCUCGCUGUUCUCUCUCCUCUCUCUUGUCUGUCUCUGGCUCGCUCACUGUCUUGUCUCAGUCUCUGCAUCUCGUCCACACUUUUUUUUUUUUUGUUAGGCCUGUAGGUCUUCAACAUGACCUGAUGUUCUAGGGACCAAACUGUCACAUUUUGUUCUUUUUUGUUCAUUGGCUGACGCUGUGCCACACAAGGGCACACCGCUGACCCUGUCCCCCUGCACUUGAUAACCCUGGUUGACCCAGCCUUGAGUAUCAGUUCCUCCUGAUCACCUGUGUCUCCCCAGUCCCAGUGUCACCUCCUGUGUCUCCCCAGUCCCCAGUGUCUCCUGUUCCCCUGUGUCUCCCCAGACUGAGUAUUAGUUGGGCGGUCCGUGGUGCAGCGGUUAGCACCUGCCACCAAUACAGUGAGGGUUGGCUGUCCUGGGUUCAACUCUCGUCUCGGGCACGCUGUUCUUUCUGCGUGUGACACCUGCUUACAGGGCUGACUGCUUUGCCAUCAUAUAACCUUAGUUGCUGACUCGGCGUAAAAUAUUCCCCUCUCCCCACCUUGAGUAUUAGCAUCUCCUAUUCACCUGUGUCUUCGCUUCUGCUCCCCACCUUCACUGCAUUGGUUUUGUUUUCUUGUCACCCUUGACCUGUGUACAGACGCCGUUAACCCUAGACUAGCGACCUCUGACCUCUGACCUCAGAUCUCUGUAGACCGGCGGCCUUUGCACGUGGGAGGCAACACCUGCAGCAAAGCGCUGAGCUGCCAGUAACUCCAGCAUCAUCUGAGGUCUUCAUUAGAAUAAUACACUAAUAAGAAGGAAACGCUAGCAAGGGGCGGGAGGGUCACGAGUCUCCGCCACCGUUGCUGCCACAGAGGACCUCCUUGCUCCUUGCGACUUGGUCACAGCUCGGCAGGGCGUGUGGCGACACGCCGUGUGUCCGUGUGUCCGUGCUGUGUCAAGCUGUCACAUGUCACAUGUUGGUGCUAGGGAGGGAUGACCGGGCCGUGUCAGGGUCAGGGAGGAGUGUCACAGCGAUGCUGGCAACGUCUGCCAACUGUGUCUGGUGAUUGUUCACUGAGAGAUUUGUGGGAUCAACGGCUGCUCCGCGGUUUCUGCCAGUCGCAUCAUCAUCUGUUGUCAUCUUGCGUGCUGGUGGCGCCGGGUGCAAACCUGUCUCGCCCUUCAAGACUAGUUUUGUCAGCAGCAGGUGAAGAAGGCCCAGCAAACAAAUGGCGAGUGGGGGACAUUAGCAGUUGGUUGCCGUGGUCAUCAUGUGUACCUGGAUGUUCUGGAUGCUGCAGUACCCAGGUGAGCAUAGUCGGGUGCUGGCUGCUGACCCUGACACCAUCCACCAUCCUGCAGUCACAAGCGGCCUGUCACGUGUUCAUCACUGACUGACAGAAAAGGCGGUUGAGCUCCCAUUGCAAGCUUGUCAUCAGUUACCUGCACAGUUGUGACGUCACACAGCAAACCUGUCAUCGCGCCAUUGUUUUUCCUCCAGUAAGAAAAAAUGGUGGAGAACAGCAAACAAGUAUGACCUUUGAACUUUCGCCACAUCUUUGACCUCUUAAUGAUUUUGUUGACAUGAAAUACAAUAAAUAAUUGGUUGUAGUUUAUCGCUAACCUCUGUCUAUGGGUUAACCCUAACGUUAACCUCUGUCUAUGCAAACUUCCUCUUCCUUCAGUUGGUGGUGUGACUACAUGUGACAGUCACGUGUUGUUUCAUGACAGUGAGUGAGACUCAUGGUCCCUGUAGCUGGUGACACAUCAGGUCUUGGCAGGUGUGACGAUAGUGGCUGUGACUGAUCACACACCACUUGUAAGUUUGUUGAUCGACUUGACAAAGCCACCCGUUACACAGCAGCUUACAUGUUCAUCUUGUCGCCAUCUUGGCAGUGCUGACACAUCACACAACAGUUUGCGUGUUCAUCCUGACAGUGCUGUCACAUCACACAACAGUUUACAUGUUCAUCUUGUCAGUGCUGUCACAUCACACAACAGUUUACAUGUUCAUCCUGUCGCCAUCUUGGCAGUGCUGUCACAUCACACAAAAGUUUGCGUGUUCAUCCUGACAGUGCUGUCACAUCACACAACAGUUUACAUGUUCAUCCUGACAGUGCUGUCACAUCACACAACAGCUUACAUGUUCAUCUUGGCAGUGCUGUCACAUCACACAACAGCUUACAUGUUCAUCUUGGCAGUGCUGUCACAUCACACAACAGCUUACAUGUUCAUCUUGGCAGUGCUGUCACAUCACACAACAGCUUACAUGUUCAUCUUGGCAGUGCUGUCACAUCACACAACAGUUUACAUGUUCAUCCUGACAGUGCUGUCACAUCACACAACAGUUUACAUGUUCAUCCUGACAGUGCUGUCACAUCACACAACAGUUUACAUGUUCAUCCUGGCAGUGCUGUCACAUCACACAACAGUUUACAUGUUCAUCCUGACAGUGCUGUCACAUCACACAACAGCUUGCAUGUUCAUCUUGUCGCCAUCUUGGCAGUGCUGUCACAUCACACAACAGUUUACAUGUUCAUCCUGACAGUGCUGUCACAUCACACAACAGCUUACAUGUUCAUCUUGUCGCCAUCUUGGCAGUGCUGUCACAUCACACAACAGCUUACAUGUUCAUCUUGGCAGUGCUGUCACAUCACACAACAGUUUACAUGUUUAUCUUGUCGCCAUCUUGGCAGUGCUGUCACACACAACAGUUUACAUGUUCAUCUUGGCAGUGCUGUCACAUCACACAACAGUUUACAGUGUCAUCCUGGCAGUGCUGUCACAUCACACAACAGUUUACAGUGUCAUCCCACCAAGACAACAGUGUCAUGGCAUGAGGUGAAGUCCUCCAGUAGAACAGUUCACCCUGUGUGACCUCCACAAGGGCGACACUAAACUUUGAACGGAAGUGGACAGCUGUCCAUGGGCCUCGUGUCUGCUCGUCUUCAGUCGCCUUGCAUUUGCGAGAAAAAUAAAAGAUUUUGAUGAGUGGAGGAAGGUGUGGUGCCUGGUGCCAACCCAGCCCCUGGCGAUGGCAGGACCUGCAGCAGGUUGCUGCAACUGUUGAGUGAGGAGCAAACGUGGCCCCGAGUCGGGAGUUGUUGUUGGCAGUCAGGUCAUGGUGAUGGCACUGACAAGGACUGCAGCACUUUCCUCUGAUUUAUUGUCACGUGACAUUUCAUGACAUCCUGUGGAGUUGUUAGAAUGUCUGGCAUCUCGUGUCGUGCUCUUGUUGCCCUCAGACAGCGGCCUGGAGGUGCUCAGUGUGUAGUGUCCUCGUCUUAGUGACUGCUCUGUACUCACAGCCUGACAGGUGUCGCUGUUCGUUAGUAUGUACACCGAUGGCAGGUGUAGUCCUGCAGGUGCUUGUAAUACUCGAUACCAGUGGCUGAUACACAACGAUGGCAAACGUCAAAGUCGUUAAAGUAGACAUAGACCGACAGCAACAGAAGCAUCUGAACAUGUUCAUAGAUAUUUUUGAUUACCGUUGUCCGUUGAAAGUCACUUGCAGUCCCCCCCCUCUCCCCCCUCCUGUUCGCUACCAGUCGCUAUCUCAGUUCCACGUUUACCUGCAAGUCUACUCGCUAGCCUCCCGGACUCUUCUCUGUCCCCCAGUGACACUCCCCCUCCUCGUGUCCCCCAGUUACAGGACCACAAGAGGUUGACAGCAAGGGGUGGGGGAUGUACAGACGUCGGGUUGUUGCCCCUGACUGUGACUUGCCUCCCUGCUGAUGGCCGCCGUGUUUCGUUGAGUCGUCAGAUAAAAGAUUUGGAAGUUGGGCGAUGUUUGGAUUAACGCUAACCCUAACCAUAAACAGUGGAUAAGCAUGUUAAACAGAGGGUGGAUAUGGGGAGGUAAACAGUCGGUAAACAUGGCGCAGACGCCGAAGAGCAGUGGACAACGUGGCUGUCAGCGCCAGUACCCGGGUGUCCAGGGUGGCAGCAGCGUUCUGGCCUGUGUCCGUCCUGACCCUUCUGCACCCCGACCGACUGUCCAUCCUGACGGCAGAUGUCUGUCCACCCGAACAGUUUCUCCUCUCCACCCCAACCUCAACUGUUUUCAAGGGAGCGGGUGAGGAGAGAGAGGGUUGUUGAGGGGCUGUGUGGGGAAGUGGUGGGGUGGAGGAGGCGCUGUGCAUGCCACGUUGACUGAGCAGGACGAGUCGAGUGACGAAACAAAUCAGCGGAGAGGCAAAUCACACUUGACAGGGGGUCGAUAGUCAGCCCGCUUGUCUGGGACUGCCCGUCACACAGGCCUCCAUGGCAUCGACCCUCUCUCAUCUUCCCCAGCCUCCACCCCGCCCCACCCCACCGCACCACCCCACCCGCUUCCUUCUCCUGCACUCGCCGGUAGCUAGCGGACUGCAUUUCGCUCACUCACCGCUCUGCUGAUUGGUCGGUCGGCUGGCCGGCCCUCCCUCCCAAGAGCUGAUCUGACCUGCGAUCGAUAACGAGGCUUUCGCUUCUUCGCCCCUCCCGCCUCCACCCACCCUCCCCUCACCCUUCUGUGGGUCUUGCCCGUCAGUCACUAGUCUAGCCUCGCUCUCAUCCCACCCUCCCCACAAACCCCUGUUCUUUCCGGUUUGAAUUCCCUUCUGCUUCAGCCUCCUGACCGUGUUUGGCAGUUAAAGGUCCCGCCUGUUGCGUGGCUGUACAUACGGGUUCUCGUGCGCUUGUUGAGUAUGCUGAGUGGCAUGAGCUGGCAUGCGCAGAAACAGUGGAUGAGGUGGCAUGCGCACAAACGCGGGGUGGAUGAGGGAACAAGAGAAGAGCACCAGGGGCCGGCGUCACGGAGCGACACAAGCGUCCUGCUCUCCAUGUUGUGAAGCGGCAGCCACACCGCGGACACGACUUCACGGAGAACAGCGACUUACCCUCCCGUCAUAACUACCGCCCCAGGAGGCCUGUGGAUGUCAAGGAAUGGCCAGUGAAUGACCACGUGACCAAGUUGUUGACAUAUCGGGGUAGACUGGUCAUUACAGAUCACGAGGCUGUCUUGCAGUGUGUGUCAAGACAGAGAGGUCAGGGUUCAUAUGUUGCUGUCGUGGCUGGCAGGCAGGAAUUGUAAAGUGAUAUCCUCUCCCUCCACCUUUCAUAAGUCUGACCCUUCCCUAGUGUAGCGAGUCAGCAGCCCAGUGGACAGCGGGGUCAGCUGAGGGAGGUUAGCGGGGUCAGCGGAGGGAGGUUAGCGGGGUCAGCGGAGGGAGGUCAGCUGAGGGAGGUUAGCGGGGUCAGCGGAGGGAGGUUAGCUGUGUCGGGUGGUUGUCGACCCGACUUGUGCUGUACCUUCACAGUGGGCCAGCCACCAUCCCCCUCCGGGUGGUCGUGCAGGUUUCGGUCGUCACGGUAGGUCAUGGGAAGCCCGGGUGUGCACCAGGCCCCAGUCUCCAGUUCCAACAGUUCUAUGAGAGAGGCUGGGUGUCCCCUCCUUGUCAUCCCUGUAACGAGAAUCAGUCCGGGGUUCGAACCUGAUGUCGGGACACACACGUCUCUCUCAGUACACCUGUUCCCUGCUCUCUCUUGUUCACUCACUCGCUCUUUCAGGCUUCCUUUUGAUUCUCCUCCUCUUUUACCCCGCGAGGUGCCAAAUUUGCAUGAUUGGUUUUAAUUAUUAUUUUAUUAUUAUUAUUAUUAUUAGAUCAAUUUCCAGCUUGGUGGGAACAAGAGUGAGGGCUGACCUAUGAUCAAGCCGAAGCGGGGUGCGAGUACCCUCACCUGUGUGUGGCUGGUGCUGCUUUCAGCCUGUGAAGUCUGCUAGCGGUUGAGCCACUCGAUUGCACCCCUUGUGUAUAAUCUUUAGGGUACAUCACGUGACUUCUUUUCCUUCAGUUGUCGCUCACCUGCCGACCUUCAGGGGUCAGUACUUUAAACACUCGGUGCACUAUUGGGGGCUAGACACAUCGUGCUAGCAUGGUGCUAGUGAGUCCUGCUAGCAUGAUGCUAGUGAGUUGCUUUGUGACAGGGUGGUUCCUGCCUAAUCAGGGUGUGUGUCAGUUGAUGAGACGCAGUAUUUCAAGGCCCUUGUUCACCAGACACCUGCCCGAUACACACCUGAACCUCCCUCCCCCGUAUCUUUGUAACGGUUUUACUCAAGAUUUAAAUUGUGUGACGUAUUAGAUGCACUCGCUCAAAGAACUCGUCAUCGUUCUGUCGGUUAGCGUCACUCUAGCAACGCGACCUCUGUCAACUCUGUGCUCACAAGACAGUCUGGCAGUGGCGUGACACACACAGGGUCACAAAAGAGGGUCGUGACCCCAGGUCGCAGUCAAAGUGUAACUGUGGUGACAAGUCACAGCACAAUGGUUUACACAGACUGUGGACAACAUGUCUGCCCGCUUGCUGGCCAGUUCGUUCUGGUUCCUACUCGGGGCAAGUGGCACCGCUUGCCUCCUCACCUGGUCUGUUCCACUCAGUCCCCAGUGUCCCCACCUGUACCCUCCACCCCCAGUGUCCCCACGUGUACCCUCCACCCCCAGUGUCCUCACCUGUACCAGUGGCCGACCCUACUACCACCCAGCCACCCUGCACGCCCCAGUGACAGCGACAAAUCAUUUCUCUCUGGGUUCUGUCCUCGGGGUCAUUGUGUGCUUGUAUUCUUGCCUUCUUCCAUUCUCGCCUCUAGCGACUGUCAGCUGUGUAGCCCUGUCAUUGACGCGUGAUUUUUGUAAAUCAAGAGAACGUUUUGUACACUAUGACCUAUGACCCUAGAGGGUGGCAUCGUACGUCAGGACUCGUAUAUCAAAUGUCAUUUACAGAUACAAUAAAAUUCUUUAUUCAUUUGUUA
Pomacea canaliculata is the source of this 13004-nucleotide messenger RNA. Its product is annotated as neurogenic protein mastermind-like. NCBI's taxonomy places the organism in Eukaryota, Metazoa, Mollusca, Gastropoda, Architaenioglossa, Ampullariidae. Gene Ontology annotation, molecular function: transcription coactivator activity. The record is from RefSeq and is a predicted model, not a curated record. Gene Ontology annotation, cellular component: nucleoplasm; nuclear speck. Gene Ontology annotation, biological process: positive regulation of transcription of Notch receptor target; Notch signaling pathway. The transcript has 2 exons. The coding region runs from base 1252 to 3567 and encodes 771 amino acids.